AUGGCCGCCAUCCGAAAAAAGUUGGUUGUAGUUGGUGAUGGUGCAUGUGGGAAGACGUGCUUGCUGAUUGUAUUUGGCAAAGACCAGUUCCCUGGAGUUUAUAUGCCCACAGUGUUUGAAAAUUAUGUAGCAGACAUUGAAGUGGACGGAAAACAGGUAGAGUUGGCUUUGUGGGACACUGCUGGUCAAGAGGAUUAUGAUCGCCUUAGACCGCUUUCCUACCCCGACACUGAUGUUAUACUCAUGUGUUUUUCCAUCGAUAGUCCUGGUAGUUUAGUAAACAUCCUAACGAAGUGGGCCCCAGAGGUAAAGAAUUUCUGUCCCAACGUGCCCGUUAUCCUAGUUGGGAACAAGAAGGAUCUUCGAAAUGAUCAGCACACGAGAGAGGAGCUGGCCAAGAAGAAGCAGGAGCCAGUGAAAACUGAAGAAGGCAGAGAUAUGGCAAAUCGGAUUGGCGCAAUUGGGUAUACAGAGUGUUCAGCAAAGACCAAAGAAGGCGUGAGGCAGGUUUUUGAAAUGGCCACAAGGGCGGCUUUGCAAGUCAAACGUAAAAGUAAAAGAUCCGGGUGCCUUGUCUUAUAA
Messenger RNA from Gracilinanus agilis (Agile Gracile Mouse Opossum), 582 nucleotides. RefSeq names its product transforming protein RhoA-like. The transcript has a single exon. The record is from RefSeq and is a predicted model, not a curated record. Lineage: Eukaryota; Metazoa; Chordata; Mammalia; Didelphimorphia; Didelphidae. Gene Ontology annotation, cellular component: dendritic spine; cleavage furrow. The coding region runs from base 1 to 582 and encodes 193 amino acids. Gene Ontology annotation, biological process: small GTPase-mediated signal transduction; stress fiber assembly; cell migration. Gene Ontology annotation, molecular function: GTP binding; GTPase activity.